Messenger RNA from Phytophthora nicotianae INRA-310, 664 nucleotides. RefSeq lists its product as hypothetical. The record is from RefSeq and is a predicted model, not a curated record. Gene Ontology annotation, molecular function: dynein intermediate chain binding. The coding region runs from base 75 to 380 and encodes 101 amino acids. Gene Ontology annotation, biological process: microtubule-based movement. Gene Ontology annotation, cellular component: cytoplasm; cytoplasmic dynein complex. NCBI's taxonomy places the organism in Eukaryota, Oomycota, Peronosporomycetes, Peronosporales, Peronosporaceae. The transcript is spliced from 2 exons.
CCAAAAAUAAUUGGAAUGGGGUCUGCUUGGCAGACUAUUCAAGAGGCGCAGUGAAUCUUUUGAAUUUCAACAGCAUGUCAGAGGUGGAGGAGACACUCGAACGCAUCAAGAAUCACAAGGGCGUGGAGGGAUACGUGAUCGCCGACCGCAACGGUAACGUGCUCCGACGUCAUCCGCAGAUGCAAGUAUCCGAGGCCGAAAAGUACGCGCUGUACAUGAAGGAGCUGACCACGAAGGCACGGGGUGUGGUACGUGACUUGAACCCCAAGAACGAUCUGCAGUACAUGCGCAUCCGGGUCAAGAAACUCGAGCUGCUCAUCGCACACGAGAAAGACUUCUUGGUCGUCGUCAUCCAGAGGUGGACGCCAACGAACAGUUAGCUGCGGCCAAGCACACGAGUCGUAGACCUCACCUCACAACUUACUCAAAAAUGCGACGAGGUUUUCAUUCAUACCCGCAUGGUUCAUGCAGACCUGUUGUCACUGGGAAGGCGAGUUUGUCGUUGGGUUUCUAGUGCCAGCAUUGCGUUCCACGAAUCCUUGGAGAUUUGUCCUUCCCCACGACUGAGCGCCAUCAGACGAGCGAGUCUCAACCAGCGGUGAAGAUCUUCCAGCUGCAUCGUGAAUCAUAAAAAAAAAAACGUCAGAUACUCCUCUUCUACCAC